GGGAACAGAGCGGUCCAAUGAGCGCGGUGCGGCGGAAGAGCGGCAGUAAUGUGCGUUGAUAAAGACGGCGAAAAUAAGAUUAAUAAUUGAACUAAUUAAAUAAUUGUUUUUAAAAAAGCAUUAGUCUAAAUAUUUGUUUGAGCGCAGAACGGAAGAUCGGAGCACUGGCCCACGUGUCUGCAGGGUCAGUGAUGGAUGCUGAAGGAUUCGGGGAGCUGCUCCAGCAGGCUGAGCAGCUGGCUGCAGAGACGGAGGCUAUCUCGGAGCUGCCACACGUGGAGCGAAACCUCCAGGAGAUCCAGCAGGCGGGGGAGAGGCUGAGGGCCAGAACCCUGACCCGCACCUCGCAGGAAACUGCCGAUGUCAAGGCCUCCAUUCUACUUGGCUCCAGAGGACUGGAUAUUUCUCAUAUCUCUCAGCGACUGGAAAGUCUGAGUGCGGCUACGACAUUUGAACCCCUCGAGCCAGUGAAGGACACAGAUAUACAGGGCUUUCUGAAGAACGAGCGUGACAAUGCGCUGCUGUCAGCCAUCGAGGAGUCCAGGAGGAGGACCUUCGUCACUGCGGAAGAGUACCACAGGGAGUCGAUGCUGGUGGAGUGGGAGCAGGUGAAGCAGAGGAUCCUGCACACGCUGCUGGCUUCAGGAGAGGACGCACUGGACUUCACCCAGGAAGCCGAGCCUAGUUUCCUCAGCGACACGGGUCCUUCGGGGCGCAGCGCUCUGGAUAGCGUGGAAGUGGCUUACGGACGGCAGAUUUAUGUGUUCAAUGAGAAAAUAGUAAAUGGACACCUGCAGCCCAGCCUGGGGGACCUGUGUGCUUCUGUAGCAGAACGUCUGGAUGACAAGAAUGUCUCUGAGAUGUGGGCCAUGGUGAAGCAGAUGACAGACGUUCUGCUGGUUCCUGCCCGGGACACGCUGAACAGCCGCACCAGCGUGGAGAUGCAGAUGGCGUUUGUGAGUCGGGCCCUGCAGUUUCUUGAGCAGAGUUAUAAAAACUACACCAUGGUGACAGUCUUUGGUAACCUGCACCAAGCUCAGCUGGGAGGAGUGCCCGGGACCUAUCAGCUUGUUCGCAGUUUUCUUAAUAUAAAGCUGCCUGGCCCCCUUCCAGGGCUCCAGGACGGGGAGGUGGAAGGGCAUCCCGUGUGGGCUCUGAUCUACUAUUGCAUCCGCUGCGGGGACCUGGUGGCAGCCAUGCAGGUGGUGAACCGAGCGCAGCACCAGCUGGGAGAGUUCAAGAAUUGGUUUCAGGAGUACAUGAGCAGCACUGACAGACGAUUGGCUCCCACAGCAGAAAACAAGCUUCGACUGCAUUACAGACGCGCCCUGAGAAACAACACAGACCCCUAUAAGAGAGCCGUGUACUGCCUGAUCGGGAAGUGCGACAUCACCGACAACCACGGCGAGGUGGCGGACAAGACCGAGGAUUACCUGUGGCUCAAGCUGAACCAGGUUUGCUUCGAGGAAGACUCCACCAACUCUCCACAGGACAGGCUGACCCUACCACAGCUCCAGAAACAGUUGCUUGAAGAUUACGGAGAGUCGCACUUCGCUGCCGGUCAGCAGCCCUACCUGUAUUUCCAGGUGCUGUUCCUGACGGCUCAGUUUGAGGCGGCCGUCGCCUUCCUGUUCCGUAUGGAGCGGCUGUGCAGCCACGCCGUGCACGUGGCCCUGGUGCUCUACGAGCUCAGACUCCUCCUGAUGUCCUCCGGUCACAGCGCACGGCUCUUGAGCCAGGAGCCUGGGGAUCCCCCAAUGAUAAGAAGAUUGAAUUUCAUCCGUCUGUUGAUGCUGUACACAAGAAAGUUUGAGUCGACCGACCCAAGAGAAGCGCUUCAGUACUUUUAUUUUCUCAGAAACGAGAAAGACAGCCAAGGAGAAAGCAUGUUCAUGCGAUGUGUUAGUGAGCUUGUCAUUGAAAGCAGAGAGUUUGACAUGCUUCUUGGGAGACUUGAAAAAGAUGGCAGCAGAAAGCCUGGAGUUAUUGAUAAGUUUGCUGGAGACACGAGGGCCAUCAUCAGCACCGUUGCACAGGAGGCAGAGAACAAAGGGUUAUUUGAAGAAGCUGUUAAACUAUAUGAACUGGCGAAGAAUCCAGACAAGGUAAUGGGGCUGAUGAACAAGCUGCUCAGUCCUGUGGUCUCACAGGCCAGUGCUCCACAGUCUAACAGAGAGAGGCUGAAGAACAUGGCCCUCGCCAUUGCAGAGCGGUAUAGAACUCAGGGCAUUUCUGCAGAAAAGUCUGUUGACAGCACUUUCUAUCUUCUGCUGGACCUUAUAACCUUUUUUGAUGAGUAUCACGCCGCUCAUGUUGACCGCGCGUAUGAUGUGAUGGAGCGUCUCAAGUUGGUUCCACUCAGCCAAGACAGUGUGGAGGAGAGGGUCGCUGCCUUCAUAAACUUCAGUGAUGAAGUCAGACAUAACUUAUCCGAAGUGCUCCUGGCCACCAUGAAUAUUCUGUUCACUCAGUACAAGAGGUUAAAGGGCACGACCCCGGCAUCCCCCGCACGACCCCAAAGAGCGCUGGAGGACAGGGACUCUCAACUUCGAACCCAAGCCCGUGCUCUGAUCACAUUCGCGGGUAUGAUUCCGUACCGCAUGGCGGGAGACACCAACGCUCGACUGGUGCAGAUGGAGGUGCUCAUGAACUAGCCUGGGCUUCAGCCCUGAGGUCACAAAUAAAUCCCUUCCAUCAAGUUUCCUACAUGUAUUAUCUGCUGUUGAAAUAAAAAUCCAUUUAGUGUUUUA
Messenger RNA from Polyodon spathula (Mississippi paddlefish), 2750 nucleotides. RefSeq names its product nuclear pore complex protein Nup93-like. Bases 192 to 2654 code for a protein of 820 amino acids. Gene Ontology annotation, biological process: poly(A)+ mRNA export from nucleus; protein import into nucleus. Lineage: Eukaryota; Metazoa; Chordata; Actinopteri; Acipenseriformes; Polyodontidae. Gene Ontology annotation, cellular component: nuclear pore. Gene Ontology annotation, molecular function: structural constituent of nuclear pore. The transcript has 22 exons. The record is from RefSeq and is a predicted model, not a curated record.